AUGCGUGAUGGUCGUUUGUGUCCCAUACCAAUCUUCUUCCUCGCCAUCUUCGAUUGCAAAACAUUGGCGCUGGUCCUCUCAAUUUCGUCGUCGUCUCACAAUCUCGUCUUCGUCCGCUUGCAACAAGAUCAAACAUUCGUUUUUGAAUUCAUCAUGAAUAUAAGCCCUAAUGCACUCAAUAUGCCAGCAAUUCAUGCGAUGAUUUCUAGGAAUUUACUUCUACCUUUCAUUUUCUACCGAUUCUCAUCAAGAAAAGCAGAGAAAGAGAUAAAUAAAAUACGGAAAUUUGGCGUUUCUUACCUACCGAAAGAACUGUUCGGAGCUUAUUCAACAAUCGUUGUAACGACAAGAAAUUCAGAGUGUGUCAAUGUCGAUGUCUUGAAUUGUGAUGCAAAAAUGCGGAUAAGCUUUGCGCUGCGGACUGUCAAAGUUACUGAGGAAAGAUGCAUAUUCUUGAUACGGAACAUUGAUGAUUGA
Messenger RNA from Vicia faba (fava bean), 477 nucleotides. NCBI's taxonomy places the organism in Eukaryota, Viridiplantae, Streptophyta, Magnoliopsida, Fabales, Fabaceae. The record is from the annotation of a GenBank genome assembly.